CUGUGGGCGGUGCGUGCGGCGCCGGAAGUCUCUGGGGGGCGGCGCGAGCUGUGUUCUGCUUGUUGCUCCGGGGCUGGGGAGGCGGGCCGGCUGUGGAGUUCAGGCCGACAGAAAGAGGACAGCCUUUCCUGGCUCGGCAGCCCCUGUAAUCGUGUGCUGCCCCUAAGCCUGCGGCUCGUGCGCCUCCACUCGCCGCUGGACGGUAAGGUCCCUCCUUGGACCCGACUCUACCCGGGGUUUGCCUCUGCUCUCUGGGUGUCGCUGAAACAUCUGUGAGGAGCAAGUGACAUCCCAGGGUGGAUGCAGGUUGAGCACAGGUGCUUGUCACAAUUUCAUGAGAGUGUCUAGUCUCCGAAGUCAGACUCCUUUGAAGCAAUAAACUGGUCCCUGCCAGGUGAGAUUACCUCAAGGGGCCUGCCAGGGUCAGGGAACUGUGUUGCAGGUCAGACGAGUAGAGCAGAGCCGUCCAUCCCUCCGGCAGACGCUUUGCCCACUACUCCUGACGUCCUCAUGGGAAACAGAAUGGGAUCCUCCCGCUCCAAAGCGUGGCAGCACACCGCUCCGUCAGGGACUCCGGCCAGCUCUAAAGCGUGGCAGCACACCCCUCCGUCAGGGACCCCGGCCAGCUACAUGCUCACCCACUGUGGGUCACACGCUUGUGCGUUUCUGAGCUCCUGGGUAUAUUACACCAGGAGUAAUGUAGAGCUCCAGUGGCCGCAGUGGGGAUCGUUUGAACUUCCGAAGCUUGCUUUCCUCAGAAAUAAGUUAGGAGAGCUUGGCUGUGUGGUCCAGCCUUCAGAAUGGGAUGCGUUUUUCAAGUGGUAUCUGGAAGCUUCAAGCCGUGCUCAGCACGCAGAGGUUGCCUCCCUGCAAGGCACCAUCUCCCAGCUUGCUGAUGCAAACAGACAACUCAGAAAGGACAUCAAGGACUUGGAAGCCAAGGUUCACUGCUCCCUGGAACGUCCUCCUCCCUCCUCGUGCACCACCUCUGCUUCGGAACCUUCCGAUGACAUGGCUAAACCCAAAGCCUCCUGUGUCCCCUGGACUAAAGAUGAGCUCCGAACCAUCGUCAGGGCCUUCCCAAAAGUCACUGAAGAUCCUCAACGAUUUGCUGAUGAGUUCAGCGUCAUAAUCCGGGUCUAUCAGCCCGAUGUCACUCAUCUCCUCCAGCUAGUCCGCAUGCUUGUUGACGAAAGUCAAGCCAAGCACUGGAUGGCUAAAGCUAACUGGGCCCACCUGGAGCUGAAUAGCCAGCAGCAGACACCCCAGUCCCCGUCCCAGGCUCAAAGUCUGGCCAGGAGUCUCCAUAGAGCUAUCUUGGAGGCAUUCCCUAAACGUGCAGAUUGGAAUAAGAUUUAUGCUUGUGUCCAAGAACCCAAUGAGCCAGUUUAUCAAUACUACAUUCGAUUCGAGCUUGUCUUUAAGGAAAACUCUGCAUUGCCUGUGAGUUCUGUUUCUUACAGCCCACUCUUUAACUCUGCAUUUGUGGGUAACCUAACCCCAGAGCUGUCCCUGCUUGUUAAAAGAUCUUCCAUGGAAUGGCUAACCAUGUCCACUGAGUGUCUGGUAGGUCAGGUCAGUAAGUUAGCCCGCUCCCUGGAGUACACCAAUGCACAGAAGUCUGCCGAUACCCUCAGUCACUUGCUGCAGCAGCUGAAAGCUCCCCAGAGGGUUCCUCCUGGCCUCUGCCAUUACUGUAAAAAACCAGGCCACUGGAAGAAAGAUUGCUACAAGCUGAAGAGAGCUAAGCAGGCCCUCCCUCAAAACCCUCAAUUUUGGGUAAUGGAUGUGUUUUCUGAGUCGGGGCCCCGGGGCAUCACGGGAGCUCCUGUCAGUCCUAGGCUGUCGUGGGUCGAGAGCUCAGAUUCAGAAUGAGGCCCUGGCUGUCCUUGUGGACCUGGGAGCCACACUCCAGUGCCCAGCCCAGUGCCUUCCACCAGCCCUCACCUUGGAGCACAAAUAGUGGUAUGUACCCCUUUAUCACAUCCUGUGUCCUCAUGGGAACCCCUCCUUUCUGCUUGGUGUUCAGCACCUAUCUUUCUCCUAAAAGGAAGAAAUAAUUUUGGAAUCUGACAAACCAGAUUGAGUUGACUCAAUUCUAGAAGCUCCUCACUCUCCUAGUUCCCACAUUUGACUACAGAAUGAGAAGGCUCUCUCGGCUUUCAACCCAUUGCUGACUGUCAAACCUACAAGAUCUCGUUGUCCCAAAUGCCAGUCCUACCAUGCCCUGAUCCUGCCAGGAGAGAGACCUAAUGGCUGUGGGUGCUGUUGGAUCGAAGACCUCAGUGGUGACCUCCGACACGUCACCUCAGCCCUCACCUGCAGCGAAUUCCCACUGGUGGUGACCUACACAGUGCCUGUUUCAGUGAUUUGUCCACGAGGUCAGGCACGCCUUCUCCUUCACUAGGGACAGCCAGCAGGUGCCUGGACGCUUGAUGCCUUUGCCUUCAUCAGGGACGGUCGGCAGGAGCCUGAACGCUCGGCAUCUUUGACUUCUCCAAGGACAGCCAGCAGGCGCCUGGACUCCCAGUGCCUUUGACUUCUCCAGGGACGGCCAGCAGGUGCCUGGACUCUCGGUGCCUUUGACUUCUCCAGGGACGGCCAGCAGGCACCUGGACGCUCAGCAUCUUUGACUUCUCCAGGGACGGCCAGCAGGUGCCUGGACUCUCGGUGCCUUUGACUUCUCCAGGGACGGCCAGCAGGCACCUGGACGCUCAGCAUCUUUGACUUCUCCAGGGACGGCCAGCAGGUGCCUGGACUCUCGGUGCCUUUGACUUCUCCAGGGAUGGCCAGCAGGCGAUUGGAUGCUCGGUGCCUUUGACUUCUCCAGGGACGGACAGCAGGAGCCUGGACUCCCGGUGCCUUUGACUUCUCCAGGGACGGCCAGCAGGUGCCUGGACGCUCGGCAUCUUUGACUUCUCCAGGGACGGCCAGCAGGCACCUGGACGCUCAGCAUCUUUGACUUCUCCAGGGACGGCCAGCAGGUGCCUGGACUCUCGGUGCCUUUGACUUCUCCAGGGAUGGCCAGCAGGCGAUUGGAUGCUCGGUGCCUUUGACUUCUCCAGGGACGGACAGCAGGAGCCUGGACUCCCGGUGCCUUUGACUUCUCCAGGGACGGCCAGCAGGUGCCUGGACGCUCGGCAUCUUUGACUUCUCCAGGGACGGGCAGCAAGCGCCUGGACGCUUGGUGCCUUUGACUUCUCCAGGGACGGCCAGCAGGUGCCUGGACUCCCGGUGCCUUUGACUUCUCCAGGGACUGGCAGCAGGUGCUUGGACGCUUGGCACCUUUGACUUUUCCAGGGACGGGCAGCAGGUACCUGGACGCUUGGCACCUUUCACUUCACCAGGGACGGCCAGCAGGUGCCUGGACUCCCGGUGCCUUUGACUUCUCCAGUGAUGGCCAGCAGUCGAUUGGACGCUCACUGCCUUUGACUUCUCCAGGUACGGCCAGCAGGUGCCUGGACUCCUGGUGCCUUUGACUUCUCCAGGGACGGCCAGCAGGUGCCUGGACUCCCAGUGCCUUUGACUUCUCCAGUGAUGGCCAGCAGGUUCCUGGACGCUUGGUGCCUUUGACUCCUCCAGUGAUGGCCAGCAGGCACCUGGACGCUUGGUGCCUUUGAUUUCUUCAGGGACGGCCAGCAGGCGCCUGGACGCUUGGUGCCUUUGACUUCUCGAGGAACGGCCAGCAGAUGCCUGGACUCCUGGUGCCUUUGACUUCUCCAGGGACGGCCAGCAGUCGAUUGGACGCUCGGUGCCUUUAACUUCUCCAGGGAUGGCCAGCAGAUGCCUGGACUCCCGGUGCCUUUGACUUCUCCGGGGAUGGCCAGCAGGAGCCUGGACUCCUGGUGCCUUUGACUUCUCCAGGGACGGCCAGCAGUCGAUUGGACGCUCGGUGCCUUUGACUUCUCCAGGGACAGCCAGCAGGAGCCUGGACUCCCGGUGCCUUUGACUUCUCCGGGGAUGGCCAGCAGUCGAUUGGACGCUCGGUGCCUUUGACUUCUCCGGGGAUGGCCAGCAGAUGCCUGGACUCCUGGUGCCUUUGACUUCUCCAGGGACGGCCAGCAGUCGAUUGGACGCUCGGUGCCUUUAACUUCUCCAGGGAUGGCCAGCAGAUGCCUGGACUCCCGGUGCCUUUGACUUCUCCGGGGAUGGCCAGCAGGAGCCUGGACUCCUGGUGCCUUUGACUUCUCCAGGGACGGCCAGCAGUCGAUUGGACGCUUGGUGCCUUUGAUUUCUCCAGGGACGGCCAGCAGGCGCCUGGACGCUCGGUGCCUUUAACUUCUCCAGGGAUGGCCAGCAGGUGCCUGGAUGCUUGGCACCUUUGACUUCUCCAGGGACGGCCAGCAGGUGCCUGGAUUCCCAGUGCCUUUGACUUCUCCAGGGACGGCCAGCAGGUGCCUGGACUCCCGGUGCCUUUGACUUCUCCAGGGACGGCCAGCAGGCGCCUGGACGCUCGGUGCCUUUAACUUCUCCAGGGAUGGCCAGCAGGUGCCUGGAUGCUUGGCACCUUUGACUUCUCCAGGGACGGCCAGCAGGUGCCUGGACUCCCGGUGCCUUUGACUUCUCCAGGGACGGCCAGCAGGUGCCUGGACUCCCGGUGCCUUUGACUUCUCCAGGGAUGGCCAGCAGGCGAUUGGACGCUCGGUGUUUUGACUUCUCCAGGGACGGCCAGCAGGUGCCUGGAUUCCCGGUGCCUUUGACUUCUCCAGGGAUGGCCAGCAGGUGCCUGGACUCCCAGUGCCUUUGACUUCUCCAGGUACGGCCAGCAGGUGCCUGGACUCCUGGUGCCUUUGACUUCUCCAGGGACGGCCAGCAGGUGCCUGGACUCCCGGUGCCUUUGACUUCUCCAGUGAUGGCCAGCAGGUGCCUGGACGCUUGGUGCCUUUGACUCCUCCAGUGAUGGCCAGCAGGCACCUGGACGCUUGGUGCCUUUGAUUUCUUCAGGGACGGCCAGCAGGCGCCUGGACGCUUGGUGCCUUUGACUUCUUGAGGAACGGCCAGCAGAUGCCUGGACUCCUGGUGCCUUUGACUUCUCCAGGGACGGCCAGCAGUCGAUUGGACGCUUGGCACCUUUGACUUCUCCAGGGACGGCCAGCAGGAGCCUGGACUCCCGGUGCCUUUGACUUCUCCAGGGACAGCCAGCAGUCGAUUGGACGCUCGGUGCCUUUGACUUCUCCAGGGAUGGCCAGCAGUCGAUUGGACGCUCGGUGCCUUUGACUUCUCCAGGGACGGCCAGCAGGAGCCUGGACUCCCGGUGCCUUUGACUUCUCCAGGGACAGCCAGCAGUCGAUUGGACGCUCGGUGCCUUUGACUUCUCCAGGGAUGGCCAGCAGGAGCCUGGACUCCCGGUGCCUUUGACUUCUCCGGGGAUGGCCAGCAGGAGCCUGGACUCCCGGUGCCUUUGACUUCUCCGGGGAUGGCCAGCAGGAGCCUGGACUCCCGGUGCCUUUGACUUCUCCAGGGACGGCCAGCAGUCGAUUGGACGCUCAGUGCCUUUGACUUCUCCAGGGAUGGCCAGCAGGCACCUGGACGCUCAGUGCCUUUGACUUCUCCAGGGACGGCCAGCAGGAGCCUGGACUCCCGGUGCCUUUGACUUCUCCAGGGACGGCCAGCAGUCGAUUGGACGCUUGGUGCCUUUGACUUCUCCAGGGACGGCCAGCAGGCGCCUGGACGCUCGGUGCCUUUAACUUCUCCAGGGACGGCCAGCAGGUGCCUGGAUGCUUGGCACCUUUGACUUCUCCAGGGACGGCCAGCAGGUGCCUGGAUUCCCAGUGCCUUUGACUUCUCCAGGGACGGCCAGCAGGUGCCUGGACUCCCGGUGCCUUUGACUUCUCCAGGGAUGGCCAGCAGGCGAUUGGACGCUCGGUGUUUUGACUUCUCCAGGGACGGCCAGCAGGUGCCUGGACUCCCGGUGCCUUUGACUUCUCCAGGGACGGCCGCUCCAGCACUUCAUUGUGAAGGCAAACCUAGACGAUGUUACCUUGCUUCCAGGUUUCCAUUUCUGCAGGCGUGGGUGAGCUGCUCUGCUCCCUCACAGACUGGAUAUGAGGACAGUGUACACAUUUUUUUUUUUUUUUUACAGGCAGAGUGGACAGAGAGAGAGAGAGAGAGAAAGGUCUUCCUUUGCCGUUGGUUCACCCUCCAAUGGCUGGUGCACUGCGCUGAUCCGAAGGCAGGAGCCAGGUACUUAUCCUGGUCUCCCAUGGGGUGCAGGGCCCAAGCACCUGGGCCAUCCUCCACUGCACUCCCGGGCCACAGCAGAGAGCUGGCCUGGAAGAGGGGCAACUGACAGAAUCCGGCGCCCUGACCGGGACUAGAACCUGGUGUGCCGGUGCUGCAAGUUGGAGGAUUAGCCUCGUGAGCUGCGGCACUGGCCGACAGUAUACACAUUUUAAGAAGCUUUGCUGCCCAAUGCCAUAAUUUUUCUAAGGAAAAGUUACUUGAAAGCCCAAGUAAGAUAUAUUGGGCACAAAGUUUCAGAGAGCAGACUACACUUAGACCCAGCUUGGUGCAAGGUGUUGGGCGAUUUUUAAAACCCUGAACUCUGCACCACUUUGUCUGCCUCUGGCGCAAGCCUCCUGCUAGAGUCCACCAAAGCUGGCGUCCCUGUUUGGGAAGCUGUUGAAGAUGUGGCUUUUGACAAGGUAAAAAGGAGUUACUAGAGCUGCAGCUGCAGGAUGCUCUGAGUGUAAACUCCCUUUUCCCCUCGGUUAUGAAAUGUAUGGCAAGCAUAGGAGUCUGUACUCAAAAGCAUGGAGGUCACGUCGUCCCACAGAGUAUGACAGCCAGCAGCUGGGUUGGGUGCUCGUGGGUGGUGUCCUCUGAGGCUGUCCCAGUUGCUGUCCUGUUGGUCAGAUCCACUGAAGAAAGUCCUGGGAUGUCCUUUGCCAUCUUUGCUCGCACAUCUGCCUGCUGGCCCCUCCUCCUCUGGGAUCCUUCUGUUAGCUGUUCCCGUGCAGCUGUCUCCUCAGUCUUCCCUUCCUGGCUCUCCCUCCAGGGGAUGCCACACAGCUUGUGACCCUUGAAGGCUCCACAGGGCUCUUCCCUAGGCAGUGCUGAGUUUCCUGGUUCUCAGGUGUCUGGGUCCUGCUCUGUCCACCUCCUUUGAUGCUGUACCCAGCAGGCAGAGCUGUGGCCCUUGCUGGAGCUGCCACCCUGCCAGGGUUAGGCUGCUGCCGCUCUGGGGUCCUAGGGACUCAGCAGUGUUGUGGAGACAAGGGUUUCAUCCCUUCCAGUGGAGAUACGAUAUGAACCUCAUGUAAAACCCUUAGUACAGCUAUCUGCUGCCCUGGCCAUUUCACAACUGGACUCUGGAGGUGGAAUACUCUCCUGCUGCCAGUCUCUGCAAAGAACACUGCCCAUGGUGGGGCAGCACCGUGGCAGAUCAGGUAAAGCCACUGCCUGCAGUGCCAGCAUCCCAUAUGGGCGCCGGUUCGAGACCCAGCUGUUCCACUUCCGAUCCAGCUCUCUGCUAUGGCCUGGGAAAGCAGUAGAGGAUGGCCCAAGACCUUGGGCCCCUGUACCCGCGUGGGAGACCCAGAAGAAGCUCCUGGUUCCUGGCUUCAGGCUUCAGAUUGGCACAGCUCCAGCAGUUGCAGCCAUUUGGGGAGUGAACCAGCAGAUGGAAGACCUCUCUCUCUGCCUCUCCUUCUUCCCUCUCUCUGUAACUCUUUCAAGUAAAUAAAUAAAUCUUAAAAAAAAAAAAAGUCCCACUGAUCACAGCUGCCAUGGCCCAGCUGGAAAUGUUUGCAAGUCUUAAAACAGCUACUAAAGAUGUACAGAGUUGGACACGUGCAAGAUGCUCACUCAGUGAGAAGAGUGGGUCCUUUCCAGGGUGCUGAGUUCUGAGCUCCCAUUCUGGAAGCUCAGGGGCACGUGCUUGCCUCUCCCAGCUCUGAUGAAGGCCCCGCGAUGGCCCUAGUGUGCGAGAUGCAGGGGCAGUGUCGGGCUUGCUGCUCACAGCCUGCUCUCAAGCCACGCUCCCUCAGACAGCAUUUCUCCCACCGCAGGUGGGGCUCGGACGCUGGCUGGACGUCUUCCGGUUCAGCUCAGCUCUGCCACUGUCCACCUGCAGGGCGAGGGCUUGGUCCCCAGGGCUCCCCUGUGCUUCCACGCGGGUCACAGUCCCAGGUUUCCCUGUGCUCUGACGGUGGGGCUGUAAGUGGGGUUCCACAACCCCUUCCUUGGGUUUGUUAGUUUGCUCCGGCGGCUCGGUAACUCAGAGACACAUUUCCUUUCCUUGCCUGGCUUACCAGAAAGGAGGUUACGAAGAGUGGGGUUGGGGUCACUUAGGGAGAGGGCGGGGGAGCACCUAUGUCCUCUCCAGCCCUCUCUCCACUGCUGACCUUGUGGGCUUUGGGAGGCCUCCUCCUCAGGCCUGGUGGCAGGGCGGGGCACAGGGCGGGGCAGCCUCCUCAGUUCUCCUGGGCCUCUGCAGAAUCUCUUGCUCCUGAAAUGGGUGUUGUGGGCCACUGUCAGAUGAGGGGUCGGUCCUCAUGGCCAGUUCCAAAACAGGAAGGUGGGGCAAGAGCAGGAGGAGCUAGAGCAAAGUCUGAACUCCCCAACGCUAGUCUAGUCUCUUAGGACAUGACAAGGGUUACUGGGCCAUGAACCAGGUGCCAUGGAUGCAACCCAGAAGGGACACAUGCAUGUCUAUCAUGUCACACCUCUUACAGGUCACCACACUGGGGACCAGGUCUCCAGCAGAGGAACCCUUGGGGGGCAAACUUCCAAACCCUGACUCUGGCUUCCUGUCCUGGCCCCCCGAGCUCAUGGCCUUCUCACUGCACAAAGGCAUUCACAACUUGCGAACCUCAGCUCAUUCAGAGUCCAACGUCUCAUCUGAUACUCAAGGCAAAUGUCUUCCGGCUAUGAUCCAGGUUACCCCCUAUAAUAAGGGGGUCCUAAGCCCUCAGCAGAGCAGACUUUGAACACUGCUGCCCACUCGGUGCCUGGCUGACAUUGCUGCUGGUUGCUCUACAUUUCUGGGGUUCCUGCUGCAGCUCCUCUCAUGGCUGCACCAGGCAUUGUCCAGGAAGACUGGCAGCUCCGUCCCUGAGGAAGACUUCUGUCUCCCAGGGUUUUUUUUUUGGAAAUCGUGAUGGGAGUUGUCAUGACGCCAUAACUUUUUGCAUUCUGCACACUGGCGAAACCUGCGUUGUGUGGUUGAGAAGCAGCAGUGUGAGCCACGCCUGUGCCCCUGUGGACCACGCUGGGUCAGCUGUGAAGUGCUGCCAGGGCUCACCCUUUGCACUCUGGACUGGCAGGGUGAGCCAUGUGCGCCAGGGUGCAGAGAGCAGGGCUCUAAGGCACCCCCUCCCCACUGCUGCCAAGGCAGAUGGGCCUGUGAGGUGGCCCUGGCUCUCUCCCACAUGCCUCCUCUCAUCAGUGCUGAUCUUUGCCUAGGCAGGGUGCAGAUUGUCCAGGUCCUGCUCUGUUUCCUUUUGCUCUCAACCUGAGCAUUAGCAAUUAAGUCACAAAACUGCAGCUGAAUGCUUUGCAGUUCAGAGGUGUUUUCCACCAGUUUUUCUCCCUCCCUCCCUCCCUCCCUUCCUUCCUCCCUUCCUUCCUUCCUUCCUUCUUUCCUUUCUUUCUUUUGACAGGCAGAGUGAACAGUGAGAGAGAGAGAGAGAGAGAGACAGAAAGGUCUUCCUUUUCCGUUGGUUCACCCCUCAGUGGCCACUGUGGCUGGCGCACCGCGCUGAUCCAAAGCCAGGAGCCAGGUGAUUCUGGUCUCCCAUGCGGGUGCAGGGCCCAAGCACUUGGGCCAUCCUCCACUGCCCUCCCGGGCCACAGCAGAGAGCUGGACUGGAAGAGGAGCAACUGGGACAGAAUCCGGCGCCCCGACUGGGACUAGAACCCCUGAGGUGCCGGCGCCACAGGCGGAGGAUUAGCCUAUUGAGCCGCGGCGCCGUCCUCCACCAGUUUUCUAUAAAGCCCUAGGGCUUAGACAUUUCAGUCUUUGCUGCUGGGGCUGGCGCUGUGGCAUAGUGGAUAAAAGCCAAAUGGGUGCCAGUUCGAGUCCCAGCUGCUCCACUUCCAAUCCAGCUCUCUGCUAUGGCCAGGGAAAGUAGUGAAGAUGGCCCAAGUCCUUGGGCCCCUGCACUCAUGUGGGAGACCCAGAAGAAGCUGCUGGCUCCUAGCUUCAGAUCGACAGAGUCUUUGCUACUGCAUAACAAGGGUGGCCUUUAAUCCUGGCAGAAUCAUCCCCUUCUGGGAAGUGACUGAUGCUCCACACAGGCCUUUCCCAGACUGCUCCUCUAUGCUCUGCCCACCUCUGCCCUCUGCCCAUACCCUACUUGGUCUGUUUUGUGUUACUGUAACAGAAUAGCUGAGGGCAGGGUAGCAGCGGAUGUGGCCCAGGCCCUGGAGACUGCACAGGGCUGGCAGACAGCUCUGCAGUGGUGGAGUGGUCAUAUGGCAAGGCUUGCUACAGCAGCCCAUGCCUGGGGACUUCCUUCCACCAGGCCCCACCUCUUUUUUUUCUACUUUUUUUUUAUUAUUAUUAUUUUAAGAUCUGUUAUUUAUUUGAGAGGAACAGUUAGGUGGGGGGAGAGAAAGAGCAGUCUUCCAAAUGCUGGUUCACUCCCCAGAUGGCUGCAACAGCCAGUGCUGUGCCAAGCCAAAGCCAGGAGCCUGGAACUUCUUCCAGGUCCCCCACAUGAGUGCAAGAGCCCAAGGACUUAGGCCAUCUUCUGCUGGUUUCCCAGGCACAGUAGCAGGGAGCUGGAUCGGAAGCAGAGCAGCUGGGACUCUAACCGGUGCCCGUAUGGGAUGCUGGCCCUGCAGGCAGUUUUACCCACUAUGCCACGGCACCAGCCUCUAAGGCCCCCACCCGCCAAGGUUCUGCCAGCCCAGUACUGCCACACUGGGGACCACUGAAACCAUAUCCAAAGCAUAGCCGACAGGGCUGCUGGACGUGACGUGACUUUCUUGGCAGAAGCAGCGUUUCCUUAUAAGGUAAAACCACCUGUCUGCCUUUCUAGCCUUGGCCAGCUCUUCUGAACAGGCCUCUGAACUUCCUGACCCUCACUGUGUCCUUGUGAAUUCUGAGCUUUCUGGUGUUGCCAUUUUUUUUUUUUUUUGGACAGUCAGAGUGGACAGUGAGAGAGACAGAGAGAAAGGUCUUCCUUUUCCGUUGGUUCAGCCCCCAAUAGCCGCUGCGGUCAGCGCACUGCGCUGAUCCGAAGCCAGGAGCCAGAUGCUUCUCCUGGUCUCCCAUGCGGGUGCAGGGCCCAAGCACUUGGGCCAUCCUCCACUGCACUCCCGGGCCACAGCAGAGAGCUGGCCUGGAAGAGGAGCUACUGGGACAGAAUCUGGUGCCCCGACCGGGACUAGAACCCGGGGUGCCAGCACCGCCAUUUUGAAUCUUGCUGUACCCCACUGAGCUGACUGAUCCAGUUCUGUCAGGGCGUGGCCUGGCUCUCUUGGCAGGCUGAUCAGGGCUGGAGGUCACAGCUGCUCUGGGACAGAAACCUCAAGACCACGUUAGGGGAAAAUACAACAAAGCCAUUUUUCUGACGGGGACGUCUUGCCCACCCAAGUGAGCCUUGGGCACACGCAGGCCCUGUCAGGCUGGCCUUGCCAAGCAGCUCCUGCUCUGUGUCUUCUCUAGAACUUGAUGUUAGUGUUUGCAAGCACAGACUUCAGAGACGCUUGUCAUGGAAGGAGAAAAUAAAGCUAAUUAGAAGCAACUCAAAGGACAUAAACUAAAAGUCUUCCACAAGUAGUAUUAGGAAGCAGCUUUCACAUCUGAGGUGGUCUCGGCAAUCCCACAGCAGGGCCUUCUGGUGGGUCUUGAGUUCCUGGGCUUGGCAGGAGGCUGGGCGUUGUAGUGUGAAAGCUGCAAGAUCCGCUUCUGUCUGCAUGUCUGAGCCACUGGCUGCUGUGCACACGUUUUUACCCAGAUUUGCUCAUCAGGCUGAUGGAAAGUCUUAUGAACAUUUCAAGCAUAGAUGUUAAGCAUAAGUGAAUAGGACUAUCAGUAGGAUAAGAGUUUCUAGAUGACCUUUUCAAUAAUUAUGUUUUAUUUUAUAUACAUAUAUAUGUAUAUGUACUUAAAAAUAGUUUCAAAAAUCUUUUUGGUAAGUUUUAACCUUAAAGUGAAAUCAAGUAUUCCCAUUAAAUGCCUCAAUCAUUUCUUUUUUUAAAAUAUUUAUUUAUUUAAUUGAAAGAGUUACACAGAGAGAGGAGGAGAGGCAAAGAGAGAGAGAGAGAUCUUCCAUCCGAUGGCUGCAACGGCUGGAGAUCCACCAAUCGGGAGCCAGGAGCUUCUUCCAGGUCUCCCAUGUGGGUGCAGGGGCCCAAGGACCUGGGCCAUCUUCCACUGCAUUCCCAGGCCACAGUAGAGAGCUGGAUUGGAAGUGGAGCAGCGGGGUCUCGAACCAGCACCCAUAAGGGAUGCCGGCGCUACAGGCCAGGGUGUUAACCCGCUACGCCACAGUGUCGGGCUCUCAAUCAUUUCUAAGUAAGUUAAAACACUGAAACAUUAAUAAGCUGAAGUUUAUAUAUACUGGCAUCUGUUUUUAUGUGGUUUAUUUGGGCCUGUUAAAUGCGAAAAUUGGUGGCCGCUUACAUGAAACAAUUCACAGUGCUUCUAGUCAGGUUCCGAGCACUAGUAGUUAGGACUGAGCCAUGUGACUGAACCACUGGAAACAGCUGUGUGCAGGCAGUGAGACGUGUGUCAUGGGCAGAGCUGUGCGGACACGUUUUGUUUGGACGGGUUGGUCAUACAAGUUUGUGGAAAUACUGCAUGGUCAAGGCUGACUGGAGAUUAAAUCAGCUGUACUGGUGCGCUGAUGCAGAAAUAGAAUUUGUGUUUUUCCCUUUAUUGGUCUUUUUUCAUUUCUUUUUAUUUUUUGGUCUUUUAUGUUAAAAUGCCAGUUUUCUUAUAGUAUUGGUCAAGGACGUAAAUGGGUUUUGUUUUGUUUUCCUCUCAAGUAAUGGGCCUGGGGAACAAAACACAUUUUAUUGAGAUUUUUUUCUUGUGCUUUGUGCUGUCCUGUGCUAUGUCUUUGAUCACUUAGGUAGAGUGAAUCUUUUCAGUAUUUACAGCUAAGUCAAGUCCCUCUGCUUCAAUGAGUGACUGUUUUUCCUUGGUGGACUUGAUCUUUUCAUUUAGAUGUCUUCAACUUUCUUGACAUUUUUGGCUAAUGUCCCUAAGUCAAAUUCUAUAUUAAGUCUUUCUGACCUUGACCUAACCCUGGCAUGUUCCAGAAGACUUCUGGAACACCCACAAAGGACAUUCUAAACCACUGGGGCUCUCUUGGUAUGUAAAUUAAUUAUAUGGGAAGCAUUGUGAAAUAAAUGGUGCUAAACAUUCUUUGAGCUA
Molecule: messenger RNA, 13330 nt
Organism: Oryctolagus cuniculus (rabbit)
Lineage: Eukaryota; Metazoa; Chordata; Mammalia; Lagomorpha; Leporidae
Source: RefSeq, a predicted model, not a curated record